AAGGAGUAUUGUGUGUUAUCCAUAGUUUUAGAACCUAGUGAUUGUUGGUUUAGAGUUAAGUCUGGAAUUUCUGCUAAGGAUGUUGCUUUCACAAGAUGUUUAUUUAGAAUAGCACAAAGAAAUUCU
This is a messenger RNA of Scutellospora calospora, 126 nucleotides long. The record is from the annotation of a GenBank genome assembly. Lineage: Eukaryota; Fungi; Glomeromycota; Glomeromycetes; Diversisporales; Gigasporaceae.